Messenger RNA from Impatiens glandulifera, 2073 nucleotides. RefSeq names its product exocyst complex component EXO70H1-like. The transcript has a single exon. Bases 43 to 2055 code for a protein of 670 amino acids. NCBI's taxonomy places the organism in Eukaryota, Viridiplantae, Streptophyta, Magnoliopsida, Ericales, Balsaminaceae. The record is from RefSeq and is a predicted model, not a curated record. Gene Ontology annotation, cellular component: exocyst. Gene Ontology annotation, molecular function: phosphatidylinositol-4,5-bisphosphate binding. Gene Ontology annotation, biological process: exocytosis.
AUUUUACUACUACUAUUAAUUUCCAUACACAUUACAAGAGAAAUGCAUAGACCGGCGAGAAAUUCCUCUUCUACGAUUUCUUCGUCUCCUUCUCCGUCAAUGCCUUCGUCUCCUUUACACUUCUUCUCUCCCAAGAGCAGAGAAACUCCGUCAUCUACUCCCGAACCCGAACGCCGCCAUAACUUCUCUCAAUCGAUGAUGGAGGAGAAUAUUAACAACGCCGAUCUCAUUCUAACCAAAUGGGAUAUUAACGGUUCCACCUACUGCAAGUUGGAGUCUCUCUUCACCGGAGACAGGAGAGAGGCCAAGGCAUAUCUCCGCUCCGUUAGAAACUUGCAGAAAUCAAUGCAUUUCUUCUUAUCCGAGGAUUCUAAAUCCGGAACAUUAGUUAGAGCUCAGAAUCUGAUGCAAAUCGCUAUGAAGAGGCUUCAGAAGGAGUUUUAUCAGAUUCUAUCACGGAAUCGGAUCUAUCUAGAUCCGGAAACAGUUUCUGUUUCCUACAGAUCGUCCAGAUUAUCGACGGCGAGAUCAAGUACUACUUCGGAAGACGAUGACGAGAUUACCUCGACAAGCGAUGAUGCUAUAUCAGAGAUGGUCAUGGCGGAUCUGAAAGCAAUCGCUGAUUGUAUGAUUUCUUCUGGCUACGCUAAGGAGUGUUUGAAGAUCUACAAGCUUCAGAGGAAAUCUAUUGUCGAUGAGAACUUGUAUUACCUUGGAGUUGAGAGAUUGAGUUUAUCUCAGAUUCAGAAACUGGAUUGGGAGUUAAUCGAGAUGAAACUUAAGAAGUGGUUACCAGCCGUGAAAAUCGCCGUGAACAAUCUCUUCAAUGGCGAGAGAAUACUCUGCGAUCACGUCUUUUCUUCCUCUCCAAGAAUCGCUGAAUCGUGUUUUACAGAUAUUUCCACUGUAGGCGCAAUGAGUCUGUUCGGAUUCCCUGAACUCGUCGCCCGAAGCAAAAAACUAUCGCCGGAGAAAAUUUUCCAGAUACUAGAUCUCUACGAUUCAAUCGCUUACCUAUGGCCGGUCAUCGAUUCGAUUUUCUCAUUUGAAUCAUCAUCCGACGUGAAAUUACAGGUGGUUACGUCUCUAAUCAAGCUCGGAGAGGCAGUUAGAUCUAUGCUAUCAGACUUCGAAACCGCCAUCCAAAAGGACGUUUCGAAAUCGCCGGUCCCCGGCGGCGGUAUACAUCCGCUUACUCGCUACGUGAUGAACUACCUCGUCUUCCUCUCCGAUUACAACGGCAUCGUCUCCGAUAUCGUUGCUGAUUGGCCUCUAACUGUUCAAUCUCCAUUACCGGAGACGUAUUUCUCAAACCCUAGCUCCGGCGAUGAAGAAGCUUCUGUAAUUACCGUCCGAUUAACUUGGCUAAUACUGAUCCUCCUAUGUAAGCUUGAUUCUAGAGCAGAACUCUUCAAUGACGUCUCUCUUUCCUACCUAUUCCUCGCGAAUAACCUAAACUACAUCCUUAAGAAGGUAAGGAAUUCCAAACUGAAGCUUCUCUUAGGAGAUCAAUGGCUGAUACAACACGAAGAUAAGUUGAAGAAAUACAUCGCAAACUAUGAACGGAUGGGAUGGUUUAAAGUGGUGGAAUCAUUAUCGAAGCUGAAUCAAACAGCAGACAUUUCUCCGGGAUUAUCCAGUGAGCUAUUCAGAGGAUUCAAUUCCGUUUUAGCAGAUGAAUUCAGAAAGCAAGCCGGAUGGGUUGUGCCGGAUAACAAAAUGCGCGACGAGAUUAAGGUUUCUCUGGCCGGAAAGAUAUUGCCGCCGUAUAUGGCGGUGUACGAUAGAUACCGUGGAGCGUUUGGUCGUCGGCCGGAGAUGGAAGCGUUGAUAAGGUACGCGCCUGAGGAUUUGUCUAAUCUGUUGUGGGAUUUGUUCUUUGGGGUGACGACGGAGAAUAGCAGUACUACUAGUAGUCCUUAUCGUUCUGGUUCUUCGCCGUCGUCGUCGCCAUCGUGGUCGGCGAGGUCGGGUUUGGCCGGUCGGCUGCUUCAGAAUUGUUCAAGGGAUAUAUGUAAACGUAGUAGUGUACAUGGAUUAUGCUCUGACAUGUGAAUAGGAAGUCCUUAUUGA